Molecule: messenger RNA, 1909 nt
Organism: Spea bombifrons (plains spadefoot toad)
Lineage: Eukaryota; Metazoa; Chordata; Amphibia; Anura; Pelobatidae
Exons: 17
Coding region: 1-1872 (623 amino acids)
Biological process (GO): plasma membrane phospholipid scrambling
Cellular component (GO): plasma membrane
Molecular function (GO): phospholipid scramblase activity
Source: RefSeq, a predicted model, not a curated record
AUGCCAGCACCUCCAAUGAUCCCUGGCUGUCCGCCAGGUCUGGAGUAUCUCAGCCAGAUAGACCAGCUUUUAAUUCACCAGGGAGUUAAUCUAGUAGAAGUGAUUACUUGUUGUGUAGCAAACAGUAUGUUUGAAAUAAAAAACAGUAUGGGGCAGAAGGUAUACUCUGCCACAGAGGAAAACGAUUGCUGUAAUCGUAAUUGCUGUGGAGGAGACCGUUGCUUUAUCAUGACCAUUGCUGACAACACAGGCUGUGAAGUCAUGAAAUUAAUUCGUCCGUGCAGAUGUUCCUUAUGCUGUUGUCCCUGCUGCUUACAGAAACUUGAAGUGCAGGCUCCUCCAGGAGUCACAAUUGGCUAUGUAAAACAGGAAUGGCAUAUUUGCCUGCCAAAGUUUACCAUGCAGAACGAGAGAGAGGAAAACUUACUUAAAAUCUGUGGCCCAUGUGUCCCUUGCAGAUGUUGCACAGAUAUCAACUUUGAGCUGAUGACUUUAGAUGAAACCUCUACAAUUGGACACGUUUCCAAACAGUGGACAGGUAUUGUAAAGGAAGCCUUAACAGAUGCAGACAACUUUUGUGUUCGGUUUCCAAUGGACCUUGAUGUGAAAGUCAAAGCAGUCGUGAUUGCUGCCUGCUUCCUUAUUGAUUUCAUGUUCUUCGAAAACAGCCUAAAAAACAUAUCUCAAUUGUCUGUAGACAGUAUCGAAGCCACAUGGCUACAAGAGCUGAGGGCAUCACAAAAGUGCCUAACAUCUUCUUGUUCAAAGCAAGAGCAGGCACUCCAAGCAUCUUACCACGUAGCUCAUCGUAUUGCAGAAGACCUUAUCUUACCUGCCGCCAUUGAUAUGGCCAGAGAGGUCCUGGAUCAAUCUUCUGCAGAUAAAUUGAAGACAAUUCCACUAUCCAAUGACACGAUACGCAGGACGAUUCAAGAAAUGGAGGCAUUAGCAGCCAAGGAUAUGGUGCCAAUGCUUCACAAAACUUUGAAAGAUGCUGUCAAAGUGGUGAACUACAUUAAACGGAGCGCCAAGUAUGGCAGGUGUUUCCAGAAGCUGUGCAUAGACCUGGGCAGUGAACAUAGAGGACGCAGUUUAAGGACCACACAGCACAUCUGCUGGCACCCAGUAGCACGUCUUCCACUUAGCCACACAAUAAGGUCACUCUCAGGUAGUAAUAUGGCAAUACAAGCCGCAUGGACGCCAACUCAACCUACUAGCUGCCCCCCAGGGCUUGAAUGUCUGAUCCAGGCAGAUAGACUUCUAAUUCACCAACAACAUGAGUUUUUGGAAGCCAUCACCGGCUUCGAAACAAACAACUCAUAUGAAAUUAAAAACAACUUGGGUCAAAACAUCUAUUUUGCUGGAGAACAGAGUGAUUGCUGCAGUCGAUAUUUCUGUGGAUCUUUAAGGUCCUUCAUUAUGACUAUUGUUGAUAAUGCCAACCAGGAAGUAAUAAGAUUACUCAGACCACUCAGAUGUGAUUGUUGUUGUACUCCCUGCUGCCUGCAGAAACUUGAAGUACAGGCUCCCCCGGGAAUACCUGCUGGCUAUGUAAUACAAAACUGGCAUCCUUACCUGCCAAAAUUUACCAUUCAAAAUGAGAGAGGACAAAAUAUUCUGAAGAUCUCUGGACCAUGCAUUCUCUGUAGAUGUUGUUCAAAUAUUGACUUUGAGGUGAAGUCUCUUGAUGAGACCUAUAAUGUAGGACGGAUUUCCAAGCAGUGGUCGGGCUUUGGAAAUGAAAUGUUCACAGAUGUUGACAAUUUUGGAGUGCAGUUUCCUUUGGAUCUUGAUGUGAAAGUCAAAGCAGUGAUUCUGGGGGCCUGUUUUCUAAUUGAUUUUAUGUUUUUUGAGCAUACUGAAAAUAACUAAAACGUGGAAGGAUACCCUCAGGAGGCAUCUGAACAGU